UUUCAAACUAACGGUCGCGUACAAUCGUACAAUUCUCGCGUCUCCUCCAUUUUGAAAAGAAAUUGUGUUUGAAACAAUCAUUAAGAUGGACAAAAGAAGGCUGAGUAGGCCAAGCGGGGAGCAGAAAAGGCUCCUCGUAAAUUUCAUGGAGGAGCACCUGAAAUUUGCGAGGAGCCAAGAAACUGACAGCAUGAAAGUGCGAAAUAUGUGGAGGCACCUUAUGCGCACCCUGAAUGCCAGUGGGGGUGCAAACAAGGGCACGAAGCAGUGGCAAAGGUGUUGGAGUGAUUGGAAAUCGGCCGUCAAAACAAAGGCCACUAAACUGUCAAGAAAUCUACAACAAACAGGGGGUGCCGAAGGCGAUAGUUUACAGGAACUGUCCGAAAUCGAAAGACGAGUGCUGCAAAUUAUCGGCGGAGGCUUCAGUAGGGAUGGGAGAACGAAAGAACUCCCCGUCAUCCAGAUUUCACAACCAGUUGCAAGUCCCGACCCGGCUCCUGAAGACUUUCCUGACAGUGAGAGUGAGGAUUAUCUUGUAGAAAUUCCACCAUUGGGUCCUCUACCCUUACCACAACCGUCCACCAGCCAGGCUACCACGAACGGUGCGACCCCACCUCGCGGGAUAAAACGGCGGGCCCUUCGUUAUUCUCAAGGCCACGAAAAUAAUUUUUCGAAGCUCCUUCGAGAAAAACAAAGGGCCAAUGACCUUCUCGAGAGACAAGCUGCAGCCCUCGAAAGGCAAGCUACGGCUACCGAGCAAUUGGUGGAUGUAAUGGAGCGUGUAUUUGGUGUCUUGGGCGAAUUUGUAGACAGAAUGAAUUAAAUUUAAUCUACCUCCUGU
Messenger RNA from Zophobas morio, 841 nucleotides. RefSeq lists its product as uncharacterized. The record is from RefSeq and is a predicted model, not a curated record. Lineage: Eukaryota; Metazoa; Arthropoda; Insecta; Coleoptera; Tenebrionidae. Bases 86 to 823 code for a protein of 245 amino acids. The transcript has 5 exons.